AUGAUUAAGUACCGCAAGUCCUGGCGACAAGAACCAAGCAACGGGAGUCAACAACAACAACAACCUAAAUCAAAGAGAAGGUGCCUCAAAUCAGUGGUUGCUAUGGCAACUCCUGGGUUCUCUGAGGACCUUCAGCCUCAGCAGGCUAACAUCGUAACCAUAACAACAGCAGCAGCAGCCACACCUUCCUCCACAAAGGGUGCUCACUUCCUGUCCGACAUCCCCCCGGCUUCCAGAACCACCCAGUCCUCCCUGGCCUCCAACAGCACGCAGGCUGCCCCCUCACAGAGCCAGAAGACAGUGGUCCUGGCCAAUCCCACCCAGCACUAUGUGACCAGUGAGGUUCUUCACUCUGCAACUCAAAAGAGCAACGGUGAGAGCAGCUCCCCACAGUACACCGCAGUGACAGAGGGCUCGGUUCACUCCACUGACAGUCUCUCUGACACCAGCCCACCUGCUCAAAGUGGAGUCCCCACUCAGGUGGUGCACGCGGCGCAGACCACAGCACACCAGAGGUCAGUGUUGCAGGCCGUCUUACAAGCAGCAAAGAGAGCUCAGUCAGGCCACUUAAACCAGGAGGUGGAGCAUGUGUUCUCUGGUCAGGUGCAGUAUGUUGAUGGAGCUGGUGACGCCCCGUUCUCUGCGUCUGCAAUCCGUUCAAGCAACUAUUCUUUCUCCAACUCGCCGCUCUAUUCUCAAACUCCUCCGACUUCGUCCUCCAACUUCUAUGAAGCCACAUCAAGCUCGGAGUCGGACAUACCUGGAGCUGUGGCCUCUCAGGCUCUGUCGGUGGCGACAACUGCAGCCAACGCAGUCACAGGCAGCGCGGGCUACAUGCUCCCAGGAGGCUAUCUGCUGGGAGCAGCUCAAAGUUUCUCUGGAUCUAACUCUCGUGCUCCACCUGCCACUGUACAAUGGCUGGUUGACAACUAUGAGGGCGCAGAAGGCGUGAGCUUACCCCGCUGCACUCUUUACUAUCACUAUCUGCUGCACUGUCAGGAGCAGAAACUGGAGCCUGUCAAUGCGGCUUCUUUUGGAAAACUUAUUAGGUCUGUGUUUUUGGGUUUGCGCACAAGGAGAUUAGGGACAAGAGGGAACUCCAAGUACCACUACUACGGCCUGAGGAUAAAGUCGGGUUCCUCUCUGCUCAGACUGAUGGAUGAGCAUCAGCACAUGGCCAUGAGGCAGCAGCCAUUCUCACAGAAAACACGAGUAAAGCAGGUUCAGAAGGCACAGGGGGUUGCUAAUGGGACGUCAGGUGGAGCAGGUCAGCAGCAGGCAACAGGACUGUGUGACAUCUCUGCUCAGGUUCAACAGUACCAGCAGUUUCUGGGAACAUCAUCUCUGCCAAAGUUUGGAGACAUUGAUUUACAAGAUCAAGUGCUCCCUGAAGGAGUCCUUUUGGAGCAUCUCAGGGCCUUUCAAAGUCUCUACAGAGAACAUUGUGAGGCGGUUAUGGACGUCAUUAUUAAUCUGCAGUUCACUCUUGUGGAAACACUGUGGAAGUCCUUCUGGAGGUUUAGUCAAAAUGACACAGAAUCCCUUAAUCUACACAACGAGUCGGAGAAGCGCCUGCCUAAAUCCUGUCUUGUGAUGCUGUGUAAGUUUGAGCCUAUUCUCCACUGGACCAAAGAAUGUGACAACCUGCUCUACCAGGCUCUUGUGGAGAUCCUCAUUCCCGAUGUGUUGAGACCUAUUCCCAGUGCCUUAACUCAGGCCAUUCGCAAUUUUGCUAAAAGUUUGGAGAUUUGGCUCACUGGUGCCUUGAUGAACAUCCCUGAGGAGAUGGUUCGCAUUAAGGUAGUUUGUGUGAACUCUUAUGCCCAAACUCUGCGCCGCUACACCAGCCUCAACCACUUGGCCCAAGCAGCACGAGCGGUCCUCCAGAACUCUGCUCAGAUCACACAAAUGCUCUCAGACUUAAACAGAGUGGAUUUCACCAACGUUCAGGAGCAGGCGGCCUGGGUAUGUCAGUGUGAAGAUGCCAUGGUUCAGCGUUUGGAGCAAGAUUUCAAAAUGACCCUUCAGCAGCAGAACUCCCUGGAACAGUGGGCAUUGUGGCUGGACAGUGUUGUCACUCAGGUGCUUAAACCCUUUGAAAACAACCCAGUCACUUUACCGAAGGCAGCUAAAGCCUUUCUGCUCAACUGGUCGUUUUACAGUUCAAUGGUGAUCCGGGACCUGACUCUACGCAGCGCUGCAAGCUUUGGCUCUUUCCACCUGAUCCGCCUGUUGUAUGACGAGUACAUGUACUACCUGAUAGAGCACAGGGUGGCCCAGGCCAAAGGAGAGACUCCCAUUGCAGUGAUGGGAGAGUUUGCCAGCACAGUAAAGAGACAGAGCUCAGGAGAUAUGGAGAAAGACGAGGAAGAGGAGGAGGAAGACGAUGACAGUGAUGAAGAGAGUGGGGACAUAGUGCUUCAGUCCAGACCUCUUAACGUCAUCUCAGCAGAGAAAGAGUCUCUGGAGCCUCCACUCAAACAGCCCAGGACAAGCCUCAAUCUGCUGCCGGAGACACACGGGUCAUCUUAG
Knipowitschia caucasica is the source of this 2532-nucleotide messenger RNA. NCBI's taxonomy places the organism in Eukaryota, Metazoa, Chordata, Actinopteri, Gobiiformes, Gobiidae. The record is from the annotation of a GenBank genome assembly.